GACUAGCGAACAACGCGUCGCUCCGCAUCGCUUUUUUUUCUUGUGCGCUUUCUUGUUCUGCCCGCUGCAAAACAAAACGAAAUCGAAACCGAAACCAAAAACAACGGGACCGUUGAGUGACGCUCGGCUCAGGAUCGUUCCAGGAGCGAGUGAAACGGAACGCUUGUUCCGAUGUGCGAAAACUGGGUGAUGAGUGUGACGGCGGUGGCGUCGACGGUAACGGCAAUGGCGACGGCGACGUAGAGUCGAUUGCGAACGGACGCAGACCGAAACAAAAGUGAAAACGUGCAAAAAUACAAAUACAACUGCGGCAAAAUGUGCGACGCUGUGGCAACGGCGUCGGAGACGGCGACCACAGCGCUGCUGGGAGGAGCUAGUGGAGUGACGGCGUCUGGGGCUGGAGCAGCCAUAAUCACAUCCACAUCCCAGCCAGAAGCCUCAGCUUCGGCAACCGUUACACCAACCACGACAAUGACGACGACGCCGCUGGUGGCGAAGAGUGAGCGGGCGGCGCGACAAAACUGCUGUCGCUUGUGCAUCGCUCCGGCCAGCGAGUGCAUCUCGAUCAUCAACAGCUAUGCGGCGGACAAGGAGCCGCUGUCCACCAAGAUCCACAACUGCGUCAGCAUCAAGAUCACAUCACAGGAUCGACUGUCGCUGCACAUAUGCCACGCCUGCAUCAGCUACCUGAACUCGUGGCAGAGCUUCAAAAACCGCUGCCUCAGCUCACAGACAAAGCAGCGCCAGUGGCUGGACACCAGCAACAAAAGCAAGCUCUUCAACUAUCUGGACCUGAACAGUGCCGAAAACGGUGGAGGCACCUCCGAUCACCAACAGCAGCAUUCGCAGCCGCAUCAAUCGCAAUCGGAGAAUGAGCUGGACGCGGAGAAGGCGACGGCAGCGGCCACAACGGCCGCCAACAUAUUGGAUGGCAUACCAUCGCUGAAGAAACGCAAAUCCCUAACAGUCUAUCCGCUGCCAGCGUUGCCCAUCAAAGAUGAGCCCAUUGACACGGACGAUGACUACCAGAUGAAGAUGAUAGACGAGUCCGACGACAUGGUCGAUCCCACAAUGUUCCUAGAGCGUUCCGAGCACGAGGGCGAUAUGCCGUUAAUGGCCUCAGACUACGACUACACGGCCCAGCAUGGCGUUAAUGCUCAUUCUCUGGCCGCCGGACUGCCACCGAAUGCGGUUGCCAAUGUGGCCGCCGCCGGGGAUUCCAAAGUAGCCAGCUGCCGGGCCUGCAGCCUUCAGUUCUCCACCCGAGCCAAUGCCCGUCGGCAUGAGCGCAAUCUACACCCGAACCUCUUCCAGCUGUCUACGGACUCGCUUCACAACACAUCAGUUACGAAGCCAACACCAGCUCUGGCCGCCGCAUUGGAAAUCCAGCGGGCGGCAGCAGCAGCGGCCACUGCAGAGGCGAACCGUGCUGUGGGCGCUGCUGGUGGAAAUAUCACUCCACAGAAAUACCGUCAGGUGGUGAUGAAUGCGUUUAUCAAAUGCGAAGGCGGUGGCUACGACUAUGACAAUCCGGAACAGUAUCGUCCACUGCUCACCCACGACAAGGUGGAGUUCAUCGAACAGAAUGAGGAGUUCCUCGAGCAGUACCAGACUAUGACCUGCCGCUGCUGCAGCAAGUACUUCAGCACGUACAAGAACUUCAUGGCGCACGUGCGCAAGAAGUAUCCGCUGCUGCCGCGCAAUCUAUGCUUUAACUGCCUGAAGAUGAACGACUCUAAGGCGUUGUUCAUCUCGCAUCUCAAGAAACGCAACUGCAUAAAUCUCUACAGAGUUUUGAAUACGCUGCGUGGCAAAACACCAGUGCUUCCCAUUACCGCCACGGAUGUGGAUGUGGAUGCAGCGACAGCGUCGGCUGAAGAUGGAGCCACAGCUGUAGCUGUAGCGGUGGCAGAUGCCGGUGCUGGCGUUGUCACAAUGGCCAGUCCCACGGUGACCAUUACUGGAGAGACCUCCGGCACUACCGGCGGUGGUGAACGGCCAGAGAAGUUGCGAGCCAAGGAACUGCUAGUGAACAAGCUAUACGAAUGCAAGCUGUGCCCCAAGGGUUUCCGCACCAAGCACGAGUUCCGCACCCAUGUCUACGACAAGCAUGCGGAUGUGCAGCGCAAGGAUAACAACUCGAUACAGUGCAGCUUCUGCGGCCUGGACUUUGCCGAUCCGGUGGACAGGCGUCGCCACUACAAUAAUAUGGACUGUAUUGUGCGUCUGCGCUGCAUGACCUGCGAUGCCAAGCUGGAGACGCAUCAGCGCUUCCUCGAUCAUGUGUACCAGGAUCAUCUGGGUGGCGUGAGCGGUGGCGGCGGCGGUGCCAGCAGUGAUAAUGCCUCAACGACAGGCAGUGGCCUGGCCAGAAGCAACAGUAUGGAACACUCACCGGGCAAGAGGAGUCUGCUUGGUGCCCUAGGCAUAGGCAUUGGCUCAUCGGCUGAAGAGUCGCGCAGCAGCAGUGUGGCACCCACACUGACGUCCACACCCAAGCCAGCGGGAGGCACGGCCACAACGGCCUCCUCUGCCUCUGCGCCCAGUUCGACCAAUCGUGGUGAUGCGGCCGCACCCAAAUCCCAGUACUUUUCGCGAAUGCCGCAGGUGUGUCCCAUUUGCGGACAGCAGUACAAUAACUACAACAACGUGCUGCGCCACAUGGAAUCGAAACAUCCAAACAAACUCCCCGAAACAUACAAAUGCGUACGCUGCGGCCUGGGCUAUCCACGGAUCUCCUAUCUGCGGGAGCACAUGAUCAAUGUUCAUGGCGUGGACAAGAAUCGGCACUCGGGCGGCUUCGAGUACAUUGUGAAUGCUGAUGCCGUGAAGUUGGCGGAUGGCAGCACGCCGAAUGUGUACACGGGUCGCUACGACUACGUGAUGAAGGACUUGAUGUCGAUAACAAAUGGUGGGACCCUCGACGAAGACGAUGAGGAGGCAGCUGGCAGCGUGGCCAAGAAAAUCCGGCUCGACGACAGCAGCAACAACAGCAGCUUGGCGGGCGUCGCCAGUCAGCAGCAGAAGGAAUGUCCCAUCUGUAAUGCAGUGUUCAGCAACAACAUUGGGCUUUCCAAUCACAUGCGCUCCCAUUAUACAGCUGCCAGUGUGGUGACCGCAGCUCUGGCGGCCGCCAAUCGCAUGACACCUAAAUCACUGACCAUAACAGCAACUCCAGCGGCAACAGACGCGACUCCAGAGGCGGAGACGUAUACCGCGUCGGCCCCCAGCAGUAAUGUUGUGCCACCGGCGAUGGCCAAUCAAACGCCUCAGGAGCAGGCCGUAUUUCGUCGGAGUUUGGAUCAGGCGGCCGACCGUCGCUUCCGGCGAAUGCGUUGCCGGAUUUGCCAGCGGCGUUUCAGCUCGAAGAAGUCCUAUCGCUAUCACAUGCUGACAGACCAUCAGGUGCAGAAUGUGCAGUUUAUCAAGUGCAAGCUGUGCAACGCGGAGUUCGCCUACGAGAAAGGUCUGAAGGUUCAUCUGUUUAAGGUGCACGGUCGGGCCAUCAAGGACGAGAUGAUUAUCAAGCAGUUCGAGUGCGAGGUCUGCUCGAUUGUAUACAGCUCGGAGUUGGAGCUGCAACAGCACAAGCGUAGUGUCCACAAGCUGUCCUCGGCAUCGGCCUCUGCUUCUGCCUCAGCAUCUGCAUCGGCGUCCGCCUCCACUUCAUCGAAGAUGGAAGACGACGGUUUGAUAGACGAAGAAGGCAAGCCAACAGCCGGUGGUGAUCAUGCCGAUCUGUCCACUCUUUCUGCCAACGCAUCGGGACUGGGAGUGGGUACGCCGCUGUAUUGGUACCAAUGCAAGUACUGCCCUUCGAACUUCAACACCAACAAGAAGCUGGCCAUUCACAUUAACUCGCACGACGAGUUUGACUCAAAUGAUUACUCCUGCAAGGAUUGUGGCAACGUGUAUAGUGGACGCAAGAGUCUAUGGGUGCACCGCUACAAGAAGCAUCCUCAGGUGCCAGAUCCGGCCGAAUGCUCGCUGUGUCGCAAGAUCUUCUUCGAUCGUCAGAUGCUGGACAACCAUACGCCCACCUGCAACCGCAAGCCAAUCACCUCGACGGGCGCACACCAGCAGCAGGAUUCGCUGCAGCAGCAGCAGGCAGCACUGCAACGUGCUGUUUUCAGGCACAAGACGGGUGACGAUGACGAUGAGGAAGAUGAUGGCCAACAACAGCUAGAGGAGGGUGAUAGCAAUGGGGGAGUAACAGCGUCGGCAUCGGGAAGUGCAGCCGUGGCAGUGUCAGCUUCUGCCCAGGCCGCACUGAAGAUUCGCAUACCGGAGGUGGCCUGCACCAUUUGCGGGGCCCGAUUCACCGAUCAGGAGCAUUUUAGCAAGCACAUCCAGAAGCAUGAACAGGAGCUGUAUGUGGACGAUCCGCUGGCGGCAAUGUUUGACGAUGGGCCGGCGGAUGCCGGUCAGUUCCAGGUUGAGCGGCAGAACGAGAACGGGGAAUAUGCGUGCGAUUUGUGCGCCAAGACGUUCCCCCAGGUGAUUGCGCUCAAGGUGCAUCGCAAGUGGCAUUUCAGAGGUGAUAGCAAGCAGAACCCCAUCGACGUCGAAGCGACACAGUUGACCAACAACAAUCACACUACCAGCAACAACAACAACAACAGCAGCUCGAUGUCACACCUCCGCGAGCUGCAUGCGGUGGGCCUGAUGCCCAACCAGCAGCAGCAACAGCAGGGCCACAACAGCAACUCAAGCAACAGCAACAACAAUAUGAAUCACAGCGGCGGCAGCAGCAGCAGCAAGUCGAUGAAGCGGAAGCGUGAGCUGAAAUGCGAGUACUGCGCCUCCACCUUCAUCAGCAACAACAAUCUGCGCCGCCAUAUGUAUGAGCUGCACAAGCACGAGGUAAGCAAUCUUCCGGAGCCGCCGGUCAUCUUGGUGGACGAUCAUCUCCAGUGCCGUCGCUGUCAGCUCAGUUUCGAGACAAAGGAGCUGUGGAUCGAACACAAGCUGGCGGAUGCGAAGGUGGUGCGUCCGUUCUGUCCCUUCCAGUGGGGUUGCGACCUGUGCGGCGAGUAUCUGUCGCGGAAGGAGAAGCUGAUGAAUCACAUUAACAACCAUCUCAAGGAGGAUGUCAUUGUGCCGGUGGCCACAAAGGCGGCCAUUGAUCGGGAAGCGACGGCAAUGGCAGCGACAUCAGCAGCUGGGAAUGCGGCGGAAUUAACAGCAGAUGAUGGAGAUCAAGAUCGGGAGAACGAAGCUCGGGACAACAACGAUAAGGCGGUAGUGGGAGGAGCACAAAAAGAAGAGGAAAGUGAUGACCUGGACGAGGAUGAUAGCUCAGGCGAGGAGGAGGAAAGUUCAGGCACGGGAGACGAUGAGGAUGAUGACUCUGAUGAUGAUGAGGAUGAUGACGACGGCGAUGGAGGUGAAGGUGAAGAUGAAGAAGGUGUGCAGCCUGGUCAUCUCUUGCCCCAACAACAGCAGCAGCUCCAGCAGCAGCUCCAGCAGAAGCACCAGCAGCCGCAGCUCAAUCAGGACGACGAUGAUCUUGUCGAGGAGGUUAUUAGCUCAGGAGACGAAGAUGAUGGCGAGGUGGAGAGCGACGAUGAUGACGAUGACGAUGUCGAGGAGGAUGAUGAUGAGGAUGUCGACGAUGAGGAUGACGAUGUGGAGGAACCGGAACCAGUGGCAGUGACCCUACCGCCAUCGCAACCCCUGAUGAAUGGCAAUAGCAAGGCCAAGUCAAAAAUGCCGCCACUGAUUAUGGCCAGUUCCGACGAGGAGGAGGAUGAUGGUGUUAUGCCCAUCGAUGAUAUUAUCGAAGAGGAAUUCGACGAAGAUGACGCCAUGCCAGAUCCAGAUGCCGAUCCGGAUGUGGAUGAUCCCAUCGAGGAGGUGGAUGAUGAUGAUUUGGAUGAGGGGGAUGAUGUGGAGAUGGAGGAGGAGGUGGUGUCGGCAGCCUCCUCAUCGGAGAGCGAGUCCACAUCAACGACCACGUCCAAUUCGCACUCGCAUUCACAUUCCACGGGUGAGCGGCGUAAGAAGAGGGCUGACGAUCAGUUGAAUGAUCCCAGCUUUACCUGUGAUCUAUGUCAACUUUGUUUUGAUUCCCAGGAGCUACUCCAGAGCCACAUCAAAAGCCAUUUCCUCAAUGGACCAAAGCUUACAGUGGCAGCAGCAGCAACAAUGCCAGUCGCCGCCGCACCAGCAGCAGCAACAACAGCAGCCGGCAGCGCGGCGGCAUCGUCAAAAUCGUCACUAACAACGGCGACGGCGCCAGCAAAGACGAAGCCUGACUCCAAGUCAGCGCUGCCUGCCAACAACAACAAUAAGAGCAGCAAGACUGUUGCAGCUGCAGCUGCCACUAACUGAGUCACCUCCAGCCACCAUCACCAUUCACUCGAAACUCUCAUCUCAAAACUCCAAUCACUUGAAAUGUACAAAGCCAGUCAGACCACUGUUCACUCAAAAGGCACCGCCAUCAUCCUCAUCUCAUCAUCUGAACCUUAAGUAGAGCCUAAGAGCAGCAGCAGCGAGAUGAACAGCAAACGCAUUCCAUCAGAAAUUUGGCCACGAUAUAUAUGUAUAGCACGUGUGGCGCGGGUUGUGUGUGUGGCGUGUGUCCUACCUACAAUACUUUUUAGCUUGCUUCUAGUCUUAAGAACUUAACACACACACACACACACACCGAUACAGAUAUAUAUGU
Messenger RNA from Drosophila serrata, 6667 nucleotides. RefSeq names its product hangover (gene hang). NCBI's taxonomy places the organism in Eukaryota, Metazoa, Arthropoda, Insecta, Diptera, Drosophilidae. Gene Ontology annotation, molecular function: DNA-binding transcription factor activity, RNA polymerase II-specific; zinc ion binding. The record is from RefSeq and is a predicted model, not a curated record. Gene Ontology annotation, biological process: regulation of transcription by RNA polymerase II. Gene Ontology annotation, cellular component: nucleus.